Messenger RNA from Mytilus trossulus (common blue mussel), 2400 nucleotides. Its product is annotated as glutathione gamma-glutamylcysteinyltransferase-like. The coding region runs from base 115 to 858 and encodes 247 amino acids. The record is from RefSeq and is a predicted model, not a curated record. Gene Ontology annotation, molecular function: metal ion binding; glutathione gamma-glutamylcysteinyltransferase activity. The transcript is spliced from 2 exons. Gene Ontology annotation, biological process: cellular detoxification of cadmium ion; detoxification of copper ion; response to metal ion. Lineage: Eukaryota; Metazoa; Mollusca; Bivalvia; Mytilida; Mytilidae.
UUUCCUUAUUUUUUUAUUUCUUUCGAAGAUCAACAGGUAUCAACAUUUAAAUUAAAUACACUCCUCCUACGUUAUAGUACUUGAAAGUAGUCGAAGUUAGAUCACCAUUUUUUCAUGAAGCUUUAUAUUUCCAGUAUAACAGAGAGAUCACUGAUGGCGCACAUAUUAGACGAAUUUAUCUCGCAACCCGAAUCGGGACCUGUGUUUUACAAACGUAUACUGCCAGAUUCGUGUGUUUCAUUUUCAUCGAGAGAGGGGAAAACAAUUUUUGAGGAAGCAUUGUUAUCUGGUCAUAUGGAAUGUUAUUUCAAACUAGCCUCACAGUUCCGUACCCAAGACGAGCCGGCUUUUUGUGGACUAAGUACACUGGUUAUGGUGUUAAACGCUCUUGAAAUAGACCCUGGAAAAGUCUGGAAACGGCCAUGGCGAUGGUAUCAUGAAAGCAUGUUGAAUUGUUGUGUUCCCAUUGCUGUUAUGGAAAAAGAGGGAAUUACUAUGGACCAAUUCAUAGCAAUGGCUGAAAACAAUUACCUUGAAACAAGGUUGACAUAUGUUGAUGAAACUGCUUCUCUAAAAGCUUUCCGAGCGGUUAUUCACAACUAUACAAAACAAGAGGAAUCUGUGAUCACAUUGUCGUAUUCCCGGAGUGUUCUUUCUCAGACAGGAGAUGGCCAUUUUUCUCCAGUUGGUGGUUAUCAUCCCAGUCGAGAUCUUGUUCUGAUAUUGGAUACAGCUAGAUUUAAAUACCCGCCGUAUUGGGUUCCUGUCUCUUUACUCUUUAAAGCUAUGCAGGCUAAAGACAAGUUAACAGGGAAACCAAGAGGAUAUGUCAUACUGACUAAACAGUCAAAUUGCUGAACACCAUUCCGAUAUUCUACUUUUACGAAUCUCUGAUUGACUUGGGACUUAACAUGCUUAAGUAAAGUCCUGUGUAGAAAAUGCUGGGAAUAUUUGAUAAGGGUUAAACAGACGGAAAGCUGGCCUCACGGUCAUAAAACAUUCGAGCAUGAUUUUUGUACUCAGACUCAAAAAUCAACCAAUCAAAUUGCUGGAUUUCAUGUUUCGAGCAUGAUUUUUGUGCUCCAGGCACUGAGCAAAGUUUUAUGCCUUCAAGGCCUGAACUAUGGACCUUGAGAUAAAUAGUUGACUCGGUCAAUAAUACCAUGAUGAAGUCCAUGGUACUAUGAGAAAUACAAACAAAUAAAUCAAGAACUACAUCAUGAACUUCAUCAUUGCAGAUUAAGUUAAUGGUGUGAAAUAUAUUAAUAUUGUUUAUUAUUGUAAUUAAAUAUCAAAUAAUGCAAGUACGACACACUGAUUGAAAAUACUGUUUUAAUAUGUCGUUCAUUUACCUAGGGAUUGAGCUGUUGUAUUAAAUGUCUGAAAUCAACUUGUUCUACUACUAGUUAGCACAUAUGGAACUUAAGGGGCUUUUGUCAUCAAAUAAGUCAAUGAAUAGUGAUGCUCGGACACAUAAGAUAAACUUUUUGAGAUAUUUAUAUGAUUGGGUUAGGUCAUCUUUUCUCUUAUAUUUGAGUGUGACUUCACAUUACUAUAAGACGUGUCACGGUACUUUUCUAUCCAAAAUUGGUUUUGAUGUUGUAUUUGUUAUUCUCAUCGGAUUUUGUCUAAUGCUUAGUCCGUAUAUGUGUGUGUUACAUUUUUAUGUUGUGUCGUUGAUCUCCUCUUAAAUUAAAUGCGUUUCCCUAAGUUUUAGUUUGUUGCCCCAAUUUUGUUUUUUGUCCAUAGAUUUACGAGUUUUGGACAGCGGUAUACUACUGUUGCCUUUAUUCAAUACAUUGACAAUGGACUUUUAAAUGAAACAAGAGAAUAGAAAAUGAUUUUUUUUAAAAGAAAACAGUAGUAUACCGCUGUUCAAAAGUCAUAAAUCGAUUGAGAGAAAACAAAUACGGGCUACAGACUUAAACCGAGGGAAAUAAAGAAACAGCAGAAACACUGAUGUGCAACAAAAACAAACGACAAUGCAAAAUACGAAGAAACCAAUUAUAAAAUAACAACUGCCAUAUUCCUGUCUUCGUACAUGACAUAUUAAGAAAACAUCCUGGGUUGAACCUGGUUUGUGGCUAGCUUAACCUCACGCUUUAUGGCAACGUUAAGGAUACCGCUAAAUCAUAACAUUGCAUUAAAGGAAAACAUAGUAUAAAUAAAUGCAACACUCAGAACAAAGAAAUACAUAGAUAAAUAAUAUAAAGUACAUUCAAUAUGUAAACCAUAGAAUAACAACGAAAACUUAAAAUAAUUGAGGGCAGUACACAGAAACAGCAUAAUAGAACUACAAUAUGUGCGUCACACGAAUGUAUAAACGCCACAAAAAGUAACGUCACAGGUAAAUUAAAAAAAAUAUAUAUAAAAAUAGAGAUUUGGUUUGUAAUUAUGUUA